This is a messenger RNA of Lachancea nothofagi CBS 11611, 996 nucleotides long. The record is from the annotation of a GenBank genome assembly. NCBI's taxonomy places the organism in Eukaryota, Fungi, Ascomycota, Saccharomycetes, Saccharomycetales, Saccharomycetaceae.
AUGUCAUCUAGUAUCUGGAACGCCUUACUAGAGGCUCACAGAGAGCCACAGACAAAAUUAAAUGCGGAUUUGACGCUAGUUUUGUCGGCAGAAUCGCAGCCUGCCCUGCAGGACUUCCUAGUGCGAGUAUUACAAGUUGAAGAUGAGAAGUCCAGUUUGGCUUCGAUUGGUUACUUUCACAAAGAACUGUCAUUUUUACGUGGUGAUAUCGCUGAAGAGCUAGUCGUUCACAUUUACACGGUUGCUUGGCCCCUGACUGCUACUGUGGUAGACUUGUUGUCGAUUUUUGUAAAUUCCGAAAUCAGCGGCGUUCGGUGGGUGUUCCUGCUUGAUUGGCUAGAAGGGAAUCAUAAAAGUUGGCUGCGUGGUUUGUGUGAAAGCUUCGAGCUGCUGAGGCACAAGCUUGGCCGGAAUUUAGAAGAGUUAGAUUUUUGCUCGGUUGUUGGCUUGCAUGCUCAAAACUGCACAAAUAUGGAAUUGACCUCUCCUCAUUGGAAUUCACUGAAGAUGGAAUUCAUGAAUCAGACCUUAAGAUCUUUUGCGCUCAUAAAACAUGCUUCGUUAUUGUCGCUAGAAGAGGAAACGCCCGCAGAACGCUUGCUUGAAGUCUGCAAAAUAGUAUUGGGCCAGGAGUCUAGUCAAGAACCUGAGUACAUCACUAUGAGCAAGCUGUUCGUACCACAAGGCUCGGAUAGUGCUCGUAAAAUCAAGACUAUGGGUGAAGAAUUUCCUGUCACGCAGAUCGAACAAGAGACGUUCAUAGGUGGUCAGUUCGAACGUAUUAUACCUGGCGAAAUGAUGACCCCCAGUACCGAUCUACUCAGUGAAGAAGAGCCUGUUAUUAACCUCAAAGAGGUGGACGUCCAAAAGGAAUUGGCUGACGUUUACAAGUUACAAAAGUCAUCGCUUCUGAGUUCUGUUGCCGCACACAACGCAACAAUCGACAUCCCCAAUGCUGAAAAGGCUCACGAGCAUAAUAUUAGUAUUGAGCCAUGA